Molecule: messenger RNA, 2108 nt
Organism: Mangifera indica (mango)
Lineage: Eukaryota; Viridiplantae; Streptophyta; Magnoliopsida; Sapindales; Anacardiaceae
Product: sulfite exporter TauE/SafE family protein 3-like
Exons: 12
Coding region: 532-1965 (477 amino acids)
Biological process (GO): protein ubiquitination
Cellular component (GO): Cul4A-RING E3 ubiquitin ligase complex; membrane
Source: RefSeq, a predicted model, not a curated record
AAAAACACACUUAUAAAUUUCAGAACAAAAUGGAAACUUGACUCACUCAGAAUCAAAAUCAAUCUCUCAUGCACAGACCUCCCACAACUGUCACUCUUCUUCGUCUUUCUAUAUAGAUUCAUUAUUAUCAUCAAAGAAAAAAGGAAAAAAGAGCGAAACUUUCUUGUUUGAUUCAUUGCAUUUUACAUCCCUCAUCAACUUUUUUCCCGUCUCCAUCUCUUUUAUCAAAGCACGUCAUUGCCCACACUGUUGAUUCACAUUAUCUUUCACUCAAAUUGUUCCACUUGGGUUUGCAAAUCUAGCAGGAAUCAACCCCACAUUCAAGGAUUCAAAAUUUAUUCUUGUUUUUGUUCUUUUGCAGUUGUUUUCGUUGAAGCAAUACAACCACGUUGCCUGUGUGUUAGGUGUCAGUGGAAAAGUUUUUAAGAGUUUUUGAAAGUUUCGUAGAAUUUUAGAGCUGGGUUUUUUUGUAUGCACUUUGUCGACAGAAAGUGAGAGAUUGUUGAGAAUUGGCUGAUAAUUUUCGAUCUAAUGGCGGAAUUUGGAGCAAAAUGGCGGGUUUUGAGACCGAUAUUAAUGAUUUUCUUCAACUUUCUGUUAGCUUUUGUGUUUGCUAAAGCCGAAAGAGGCUUAACACUUGAAGCUUCAGGAUUUAAUGGAGGAGAAAAACGUGAAUCAGAUUUUCUUCUCAAAGCCGUAAAUUUCUUAUGGCAAUCUGAUCAAUCUGGUUAUCAACAUGUUUGGCCUGAAAUGAAAUUUGGAUGGCAAAUUGUUCUGGGGAGUAUUAUUGGAUUCUUUGGAGCUGCUUUUGGAAGUGUAGGUGGGGUCGGUGGUGGCGGAAUUUUUGUUCCUAUGCUUACCCUGAUUAUUGGGUUUGAUGCAAAAUCAGCUACGGCUAUUUCAAAAUGCAUGAUUAUGGGUGCGGCAGCUUCAACUGUUUACUAUAACCUUAAGUUAAGGCAUCCUACACUUGAUAUGCCCAUCAUUGACUAUGAUCUGGCUCUGUUAAUUCAACCAAUGCUGAUGCUGGGAAUAAGUAUAGGCGUUGCAUUUAAUGUUGUAUUUGCUGACUGGAUGGUCACAGUUCUACUCAUUGUUCUCUUUUUAGGUACAUCAACCAAGGCAUUUUUCAAGGGUGUUGAGACAUGGAAAAGAGAAACCAUUAUGAAAAAGGAGACUGCAAAGCAUUUGGAAUCCAAUGGUGCUGCCACCACUGAGGUGGUGUAUAAAGCCCUUCCUAGUGGCCCAAGCAGUGACGCUCAAAAGGAAAGCAUGGACCGAGAAGUGACUGUUUUGGAGAAUGUUUAUUGGAAAGAACUUGGACUUCUUGUAUUUGUUUGGGUAGCAUUCCUUGGAAUACAGAUUACUAAGAAUUAUACAUCUACAUGCUCCGUAGCAUAUUGGGUAUUGAACCUUAUGCAGAUCCCACUUUCUCUCGGCGUAUCUCUGCAUGAGGCUGUUAGUUUGUACAAGGGGGAUAGAGUAAUAGCAUCGAAGGGAGAGGAUGGAAAAAGUUUAAAGGUGCACCAGCUUGCCACCUAUUGUGCCUUUGGAGUAUUGGCUGGAGUUGUCGGUGGGCUGCUUGGAUUAGGCGGAGGAUUUAUCAUGGGUCCACUGUUUUUGGAGCUCGGAGUUCCUCCUCAGGUCUCAAGUGCCACUGCUACCUUUGCUAUGACCUUCUCCUCAUCUAUGUCAGUUGUAGAGUAUUAUCUUCUGAAACGUUUCCCCAUCCCCUACGCUCUCUACUUCGUCGCUGUAGCUACCGUUGCUGCUUUUGUUGGGCAGCAUAUUGUUAGAAAACUGAUUAUUUUACUGGGAAGGGCGUCACUUAUCAUUUUCAUUUUAGCUUUUACAAUAUUUGUUAGUGCAAUAUCUUUGGGUGGGCUUGGCAUUUCAAACAUGAUCAAGAAGAUCGAGGCACAUGACUACAUGGGAUUUGAGAACCUCUGCAAUUAUGAUGCAUAGUUUGUAGUUUGUUUGUGUUUCUUUUUUGGAUUAAUUCAUGUAACUGAAAUUCUUUAGGUGCUGUAAUCUUUUUCCUGAGGCUGAAUGUUUAUCUUCUGUUGGUGUGAUGAAAAGGAUGAUUACUAGUUCUAAAAUUUUUGUUA